Molecule: messenger RNA, 651 nt
Organism: Aureobasidium melanogenum CBS 110374
Lineage: Eukaryota; Fungi; Ascomycota; Dothideomycetes; Dothideales; Saccotheciaceae
Exons: 2
Coding region: 1-651 (216 amino acids)
Source: RefSeq, a predicted model, not a curated record
AUGACUAGUCGUAGUGGUAGCGAGCUACAGGACGGCUUGCAUGUGGAUGAUCCCAAUCUCUCGAACAUCGACAUCUCACAGAUCAGCAUCUCAACUCAGACUGAUGAGGAGUUGAUGGAGAUAUCAAACCUCCGUCUGUCGUCCAUCUCGCAGUCAACUGCAACUGACUUGGACAAGUCUGCCCCGACUGAUCAAGAACAGCUGGAAUCCAUAUUCACCAGAUCCAAUGAGCUGUUCGACAGCAUGGACGAGUUGGGCCGCGAUUUGCUGGGCUGGCAAGAGUUGCAGAUAAAUCAAGACAGGAUAGCCAGUAUGCUUCACCGAAACAGUCCAGAAAAGUUACAUGACCACGACAUCUCGACCAUCACUGGAGCUGAACUCGAGUGCUUAGAUCUCGAGCUCGAAUAUCACGUAAAGAUGUUGAUUCCGUCUCCAUUUCUAAUGGCUCGGCAAGUCUACGAUGCUUUGAAGGCCCACAGAUCAGUUACCCAAGUUAUCAUUAACGACAUGAGGCUCCUUGAACUAAAGUUUCCACAAGAGGAAGAGCUGGAGGACCGUCGUUCUGAACACGAGGCGGACGUUAAGAUGGUUGAAGAUUGGCUUGACAACAUACUCAAGACCGUGGAAGCUAUUUCUGUGCGCCCGACCUGA